This is a messenger RNA of Pectinophora gossypiella (pink bollworm), 2301 nucleotides long. Its product is annotated as protein lifeguard 1-like. The record is from RefSeq and is a predicted model, not a curated record. Lineage: Eukaryota; Metazoa; Arthropoda; Insecta; Lepidoptera; Gelechiidae. Gene Ontology annotation, cellular component: membrane. The transcript is spliced from 8 exons. The coding region runs from base 226 to 1152 and encodes 308 amino acids.
AUGAAGAAAAACUCAAGUGAAGUCGGUCGACUAUUGUAAUUUUGCUGUGAAAAAUUAUUGGUAUUUUCGUGCUAUUUCGGGAACUGUUUAUUUUGAUUUGCGGUACACACUUCCCAUUUGAAGCCAGUGCAUAGAGAAGGCUAAAAUCCCUUUGUAAGUCCAGAGAAAUCAUUAAAAACGGCUACCGAAAAGCUUAACCCCAAAGAGCAGCCGAAUUACAACACAAUGUAUCAACAAGGCGGCUACCCACAGCAGGGUGGAUACCCGCAAGGGGGGUACCCUGGUGGGUACCCUCAACAGGGGGGGUACCCACCACCACCGGGUGCUUACCCCCCAGGUGGGUACCCUCAAGGUGGUUACCCACCGCCUACGCAACCUGGGUUCCAACAACCAGCGUACGGCGCAGGAUAUGGCGAGCCGGGAUAUGCGGGCCCGGGGGUGGGCGAUCUGGGCGAGGACGGGGAGGUGAAAGGCUUCGACUUCACGGAGCAAUCCAUCAGAAAGUCCUUCAUCCGAAAGGUAUACUCCAUCCUGAUGCUCCAACUACUGGUAACGAUGAGUUUCAUAGCACUGUUUCUGUUCCACCAACCCACCAAAAUGUGGGUGCGAUCGCAUGGGAUGCCUAUUUUCUGGAUAGCGUUCGCGAUAGUCUUCGUGUGUCUGAUAUCGAUGGCGUGUUGCGAGAACGUUCGCCGCACGUCGCCAACCAACUUCAUAUUCCUCGGGAUAUUUACAGUGGCUGAGAGCUUCCUGCUCGGGGUCACCACCAGCAUGUAUGAUGUUAGCGCUGUGAUGAUGGCAGUGGGUAUAACAGCGGCUGUGUGCCUCGCACUGACACUGUUCGCUCUACAGACCAAAUGGGACUUCACAGUGAUGGGCGGGGUACUACUUGUUUGCACCGUUGUACUCCUCUUAUUUGGUAUAAUCGCGAUCUUCAUUCCGAAAAACAACGUGGUGACUCUGGUAUACGCGUCACUCGGCGCACUCCUAUUCUCCUUCUACCUGAUCUACGACACGCAGCUGAUGAUGGGAGGCAAACACAAGUACAGCAUUUCACCCGAAGAAUACAUCUUUGCUGCCCUGAACUUAUACCUGGACAUUAUCAACAUCUUCAUCUACAUUUUGACCAUCAUCGGGGCUUCGAGAGAUUAGGAUAGAAAUUAGAGCGACGGUCGCGAAAGGAAUGUCUGAUGGUUUUUUUUUUCUACUUGCUAAAUGCGUCCGUAUUUUAAGGUUUGGUCGGGACCCCCGUGCGAGUUUGAGAAUAACAUAACAUAAGCUCACGACUAUAUCCCAAAGGGGUAGUUAGAGGUACAUACAUUAUAUCGCAAGAUGAACUAAGUACCCACGCCUCACCAAGCUUUCUCUUAGACCAACGUGAUAGGUGGUGAGCCGUAUCGCCGUCUAUAAUUAAAAGUAAAGGUUUGAGAAUCACUGAGAAUAAUAGUAGACUGGGGUUACAUUUGAUGGCUGAAAACUUAUUGUUUUUAAAUAUGGAAUUGGAGGCUUCUAGAAUCGCAUAUUUCUGAGCAAAUAAUCGAUUCUAUUCUUUCGAUCAAUUUUAUAACUCCAUUUAAUCGAUACCGGACGAAUCGCGAUAUGUUAGCUUUUUUUUUUUAAUUUCAGUUUAUUUAGAAUUUGUGCCCUAUUGCAAUAAGACUCGGCCCCUAUUUCAUGAGAUUUAAACAUAGCUGGGAGAAAUGGAUGUAUUUACUAUAUACCUCUGCCUAUCCCUUCGGGGAUAUUAGCGUGAUGCUAUAUUAUAUUGUGUAGUUGUUAUUCUGGGGCUUUUUAAGUGAGUGUUCUUUCUCGACUAUUUAUUUCUUAACGACUAUUUUUUUCCUACUUUCAUGCGGUGGUUUUAAGUUUGCCUUAACCUCCUAAAAUAACUACUUUAAAGUCGUAAGACCGAAUGUCCCUUUAAAAUCCAAACCCCAUUGUUUUACUAUUGUGUCUGGAAAUCUCGGCCUUACGAGGUUAAUUUCAUGGAACAUUCCCGAAAAUUUGCCGAUUUACCGAAAUAUAGUAUUAAUUAUAAAAUGUAUCUUAUUCGACAGAAGAAACUAGUUUCUAAAACUUAGCUCGGGAGUACUCGAAUAAAGGUGUAUACAGAUAUCGCGAAUGUACGGUGCGAAAGGUUUGCGCACACCCUAAUUUUUUUAGCUUUAAAAAGUACAUAAAUUGUAUGAAUAUGAAUUGAAAAAGACGCACAUCAUCUCACGCCGUGCAAUCCGAAGUAUUUUUAUAAACUUUAAUGUUGGCAGCGAUGGUGCAAUGGUGCCAAUUAUAACCUCAUUUUAG